This is a messenger RNA of Thlaspi arvense, 1833 nucleotides long. The record is from the annotation of a GenBank genome assembly. NCBI's taxonomy places the organism in Eukaryota, Viridiplantae, Streptophyta, Magnoliopsida, Brassicales, Brassicaceae.
AUGGAGAUCAUAUACGAUGCUUUCAUGAUCCUUGUUUGGAGGCCAUUUGUCUUGACCAGAAGGUUCAAGAAACAAGGAAUCUUAGGCCCAAAAUACAGAAUCUUGUACGGAAACCUAAGCGAGAUGAACAGGAUGAAGAGAGAAUCUCAGCUUUUGAUUCUUGAUCGAAGCUCCCAUGAUAUUUUUCCUCGCGUUUUUCCUCAUUAUCAUCAGUGGAUGUCUCUAUACGGAGAGACGUUUCUUUACUGGGACGGAACAGAGCCGAUGCUAUGCAUCUCAGAUCCUGAACUUGUCAAACAGAUGUUGUCAAGCAACUCAGAUUUUUUUGUCAGAGCAAAGAUAAGACCCGAGUUCCUCAAAAUUGUCGGCUCUAAAGGACUUACUUUUCUCGAAGGUGUUGAUUGGGCUCGCCACAGAAGAAUCUUGAACCCUGCUUUCUCCAUCGAUAGGCUCAAGGUCAUGACAAAAGUGAUGGUGGAUUGCACAUUGAGGAUGUUAGAUGAAUGGAGCAACCAGAGGAGUGAUGAUAAAACAGAAAAAUUGUUGAUGAAAAAGGAUAUGGACACAGAGUUUCGGAGAUUAACGGCUGAUAUUAUUGCAACCGCUGCGUUUGGAAGCAGUUACGCCCAAGGAAUCGAAGUGUUUAGAACACAACAGGAGCUUGAAAAGUGUUGUGUUCUCUCUCUCGCUAACCUCUUCCUCCCUGGAACCCAGUACCUUCCUACGCCUUUGAAUUUCCGGAUAUGGAAGCUAGAUAGGAAAAUGAAGAACUCAGUCAAGAAAAUUGUAGAUUCGAGACUAGAAUCAGAAACAGAUUACGGAGACGAUCUUCUUGGAAUCAUGUUGAAAUCUUGCGAGUCUGAGAGGAAGGAACGAAAGCUGAGCAUUGAAGAGAUCAUAGAUGAAUGCAAGAACUUCUUCUUCGCAGGAUACGAAAACAAUUCGAAUCUAUUGACAUGGACAACGAUGUUGCUGAGCUUGCAUCAAGAUUGGCAGGAGAAACUCAGAGAAGAGGUUUUCAAAGAGUGCGGUAAAGACGAAACCCCAAAUUCAGACACUCUCUCCAAACUCAAACUGGAACACGUCUAUGCCUUGCAGAUGAACAUGGUGUUCAUGGAGUCGCUUCGCCUGUACGGACCAGUAUCGUUUCUUACCCGAGAAGCAUUGAAAGAUUCGAAGCUAGGACACCUCGAGAUUCCCAAGGGCACAACCAUUAUUUUUCCGCUUCUGAAAAUGCAUAGAGACAAGCUCAUUUGGGGAUCCGACGCCCACAAAUUCAACCCGCUGCGAUUUGAAAACGGCGUUUCUCGAGCCGCAAAUCACCCAAACGCUCUCCUCACGUUUUCAAUUGGGCCAAGAGCUUGCAUUGGCCAAAACUUUGCCAUGAUCGAAGCCAAGACGGUACUCACCAUGCUCCUUCAACGGUUCCGGCUUAACCUCUCCGACGAGUAUAAGCACGCGCCGAUGGAUCAUCUCACUGUAAUGCCUCAGUACGGUGUACCCACACGAGCAGUGUUAUCAACAGAGACCGAAACAAUGAAGUCGGUGUUGCUGGAGACUGAGAUGGCUUGGACCGCAUCUUGGUGGCCAUGGAAGGUAUGGACGCAGUUGCCUAAUAAGCUGUCCCAAACGCUCACUGUACCAUCGGAGCAUCCCGUGGCUAAGUACUUGGAGGUUCCUAUCCAAGUCACACAUGUCACACCUUCCUGUAAUAAAAAUAGCAGAGAAGAAGGAUCCCAGAUGAUAAGCUUCUUGUCCAUUCCACCUGUUGCAGCCAUAGGGAUGGUUGCGGAGCUUGGUGAAAACUUCACACAUUCAACUGAAUCCGUAUGA